Anopheles funestus (African malaria mosquito) is the source of this 10982-nucleotide messenger RNA. RefSeq names its product importin subunit beta (gene Fs(2)Ket). Gene Ontology annotation, molecular function: small GTPase binding; nuclear import signal receptor activity. Gene Ontology annotation, biological process: protein import into nucleus. Gene Ontology annotation, cellular component: nucleus; cytoplasm. Lineage: Eukaryota; Metazoa; Arthropoda; Insecta; Diptera; Culicidae. The record is from RefSeq and is a predicted model, not a curated record. The coding region runs from base 456 to 3101 and encodes 881 amino acids. The transcript is spliced from 5 exons.
GGGUUUGGCUACGCCAUACGCGUCUGUCAAUUUUUAGCGCUUUCCGUGAAAAGUUGGGCUUGCAGUGUGCGAGAGAGCGAUUGUGAGGUAGAAAAAAGUCGAAACAAGCCAGCAUCGAGUAGCCUAUCCGCAACCAUUUUCCGUAAAAAAACGAGUGCUGCUGUGUAAAUCAUCGGGGAAAUCAGUUGUGCGUUCUGUUGUUUUUUAAUUUAUCCUCCGAGUCGGUAAUCAGUCUAGACAUUCGUUGAACGUGUGACGGAAUUCCACCUUCGUGUGUGUGUGCAUCCAUUUGCGUUUGUUCUUUUCGUGUGCCUGCGUUUGUGUGUUUGUGCGUGGAGCGCGUGAAUCGCCCCCGUGCUGAAAGCGAAAAAAGAGGCAUUCUAAAGGAAUCACAUCACCCUUGUGUUUGGGGCAGUAGCAGGGCAGCAAGCCGUCCACAUCCAUCCGAUUUACCAAUGAUGCAUAUAGUGCAAAUCCUUGAGAAGACCGUCUCGCCAGAUCGAGAUGAACUGCUUGCGGCGAAAAACUUCCUGGAACAGGCGGCUUCCACAAACUUACCAGACUUCCUGCGGGCGCUCUCUGAUGUGCUGGUGUAUCCCGGUAAUUCGCGGGUCGCUCGUAUGGCCGCCGGUUUGCAACUAAAGAACCACCUGACCAGUAAAGAUCAAACGAUCAAGCAACAAUAUCAGGAGCGAUGGAGAUCAUUUCCCGAAGAUGUGAAAGAGUACAUAAGAAAAAAUAUCCUUGGAACUCUCGGAACGGAAGAAUCCCGCCCAUCGUCAGCAGCUCAAUGCGUUGCGUACGUUGCGGUCGCGGAUCUACCUGUACACCAGUGGCCCGAUCUGAUGCAGAAGCUCGUAGACAAUGUGGUGAACGAAAAGUCGACAGAAGCGCUGCGUGAAUCAACCUUGGAAGCGAUCGGGUACAUUUGCCAGGACAUCAACUCGGAAAUUCUGGAAAACCAAUCAAACCAGAUCCUUACCGCCAUCAUACACGGUAUGCGCAAGUCGGAGCCUUCUAACCAUGUGCGGCUGGCGGCGACAAAUGCGCUGCACAACUCGCUUGAAUUCACAAAGGCCAACUUCGAGGAGACGGCCGAGCGCAACUACAUCAUGGAGGUGGUGUGCGAGGCGACGCAAUCGACCGAUACGCAGAUAUGUGUGGCUGCCCUCCAAUGUUUGGUACGUAUUCUGACACUUUACUACCAACACAUGGAAGCAUACAUGGCCCAGGCCCUCUUUCCGAUCACACUCGAGGCGAUGAAAUCGGAUAACGAACAGAUCGCUCUGCAGGGCAUUGAAUUUUGGUCAAAUGUCAGUGAUGAGGAAAUUGAUCUAGCGAUUGAAGCGCAGGAAGCGGCCGAAACCGGUCGUUUGCCGAAUCGCGUUUCGAAGUACUACGCCCGAGGUGCCCUACAGUAUCUUGUGCCGGUACUGAUGGAAAAGCUGACGCAUCAGGAAGAGUUCGACGAUGAAGACGAUUGGAACCCGGCCAAAUCGGCGGGAGUGUGUCUAAUGCUGCUCGCUACGUGCUGCGGGGAAGAGAUCGUCCCACACGUGUUGCCAUUCGUGAACGCAAAUAUCAAGUCGACCAACUGGCGGUUCCGGGAUGCAGCCGUGAUGGUGUUUGGUUCAAUACUGAGUGCCCUGGAGACGGACCGAUUGAAACCAAUGCUGGAACAAGCAAUGCCGACACUAAUUGAGCUAAUGUACGACGAAAGUGUAAUUGUGCGCGAUACAUGCGCCUGGACAUUCGGACGCAUCUGUGAGGUUAUCCCGGAGGUUGCGAUCAAGGAAAUGUACCUUGAACCACUACUGAAGGCCCUUCUGGAUGGGCUCAAGGCAGAACCUCGUGUAGCUACAAACGUUUGCUGGGCGUUCACUGGUCUGUCGGAUGCUGCUUACGAGGCGGUCAAUAUCGACGACGAUCCACCGCAGACUUACUGUCUGUCGAAGUACUUUGAUUUCAUCAUCACCAGUCUGCUUGAGGCAACCGAUCGACCAGAUGGUGGUCAGGGCAAUCUUCGCUCUUCCGCCUAUGAAGCAUUGAUGGAGAUGGUCAAAAAUUCGCCGCUUGAUUGUUACGUAUCGGUGCAGCGUACGACGAUGGUUAUUCUGGAGCGCAUCAACCACGUGUUACAGAUGGAAUCACAUAUUUCUUCACACAGCGAUCGGCAUCAGUUCAAUGACUUGCAAUCGUUGCUGUGCGCCUCGCUCCAGUCCGUGUUGCGAAAGGUGGAUGCCAAGGACGCUCCGCAAAUAUCGGACGCCAUCAUGGUGGCUUUGCUGACGAUGUUCAGUUCCAGCUCUGGCAAAGUAUGUGGCGUUCAGGAGGAUGCUUUGAUGGCUGUUUCGACGUUAGUCGAUUUGCUUGGCGAGGACUUUAUCAAGUAUAUGGAUGCAUUCAAGGAGUAUCUGUACAUGGGUCUGAAAAGUCAUCAAGAGUAUCAGGUAUGCUGUACGGCAGUUGGUCUCGCGGGCGAUAUUUGCCGGGGCUUGAAGAGCAAAAUUCUGCCCUACUGUGAUGAUAUCAUGACGCUGUUGCUACAGAAUCUUAGCAAUCCGAAUUUGCACCGUAGCGUUAAGCCACAAAUUUUAACUGUCUUCGGCGACAUGGCACUUGGUAUUGGGCCUGACUUUAAGAAAUAUCUAAAUGUUGUGUUGCCGAUGCUGGCAGCCGCCACACAAGUGCAAAUAGAUCAGCAUGAUUACGAUAUGAUCGACUAUUUGAACGAACUACGUGAGAGUGUGCUGGAGGCUUACACCGGUAUUGUACAAGGGCUCAAAGGAUCGGAUAAAACACCCCUAGAGGAUGUUACCGCACUUCUGCCUCAAGUUCCAUUCAUCAUCAGCUACAUUAUCUCGAUCGCAAAGGACUCGGAACUAUCUGAUGGUAACAUUGCCAUCGCUGCAGGACUUAUUGGUGAUAUGUGUGGAGCGUUUGGACCGAUGAUGCUGCAAUUUGUGGAAGAUUCAAGCAUUACGGAGCUUUUGAACGAUGGCAAAAACUCACGCACAACACGCACGAAAACACUUGCAACCUGGGCAUUGAAAGAGAUCAAACGGUUGAAGAAUCUACCGGUGAACACGAGUUGGAAAUAGUGAUACAGAUGUUCCAGAUUAUACGUCGUAUAUAUGUGAUGUCAUUUCGAUGCGGAUGCUAAGGCCAUCCUUUUGCUUCGUUCAUGUGCGAAGAAAUGUGAAGAGUGUAUCCUCUAUAAUGCCAGAAUGUAUUUUUCAUAAAUGUGUAUUGAUCGAUGGUAUUUUGAUACUGACGGCAUGUCACUUCAUCGAUCAUAGAAGUCUUCUCGAUCCGUUCCACACGGAUCACAUUAGAAAAAUUCAGCAAGAUUCGGACUCAGCAUUAACGGCAACACAAUUAGCUACGCCAACAGUAGCGGCACUACACCUACGACCACCGUUCCAGCAACUUAAAUAUACUCGCUUUUACAUCCUGUAGAUACUUUUACUACCGUCACCAGUACUCUUAUUUCGCUCCUGAACAUAAGAAAAAAUCAGAGUUGGGUGUUAAUCGCCGUUUAUUCGUCAUCUUGGUGCUCGUCGGGUAUCCCUCGCACAUUGGAUGUAGUUUCAUUUGUAUGAAGGAUGAAGCAACCGUAUGAAUAACACCGCGAUGCGCUCUUAAUUUAUCCACCAUGCACUUCAAGCGCAAUAAGAGAACUGGAAAUUCAAUAUCAUGAUCUACACUAGAGAGGAAAACUGCACUAUUUCGCAUAGACGCGUGCAUAUUCUGCUGGACAGGGCAAGGCGUAUCUUCUGAAGCGAUUGGAGCAAAUUUCACUGUUAUGGAUAUCACCGUCAUCAUCUUUCCUUUGGAUACAAGAACAAUUUCAUCCAUAGUGUGUACACCGGGUGCAUUCGAAUACAUCAAACGAACACAUCAAGUAAGUCCUUUAUUCUAUAAUGGGGAAAAACUAUACAUUUUAGAUGCCUUCUAGUGCAGGAAUUCUAUUAAUAAUUUAUAUUUAAAAGGUUAAACACAGAAUCCAUUAAUGCCACCUUUUUGUAAUAAUGCGUCUAUGAACUCGUACGUUUAUUUUACUGUUAUUGAUAAUUUUACUAUUAUACAUCAUGUAAACCAAUCAAAUAUUGAUCCUGCAAUACUGUUCUAAUUUCGGUCCGUAUCCCCCGAUUCCCACGAAAUACAUUUUGCUCGUUGUGUUGUUAACACAUACCAGCAAGUGAUGCGUGGCGAUUUUGUCUAGUUAAAUUAUUUAAAACAGAAAUAGGGAUAAGACUUGGAAUUAAAUUGACUGUGGCCUGUCUACUGCUGGCAAAUGCGCAAUUACACUUCAACAGCUUAGCGCGCAACACACGAUAGUUUCCAUAAUACACAUCCCUUUAUCACUCUCCGACGCUAUAAGUUUAGAUAUCUUAGGCUAAUGAAGACAAACUAAAACUUUUUUGUACGGCACCUAAGUAGAGAUGUAGAUGAUAAAUAGAAGAUUGACUGUUAGUUUAUUUUUUCCACAAAACAGUUUGAAUCCAGUAAAAUUCACAGCACACCAGACAGAACGGGCAGAGAUGAGUUCGGGGAGGGAAAAGUUAUAUUGCAAAUUUGCUAAAGCAAAGAUCGCCAGUACACACCACACACAACUCUGAGAUCAUCUAGGUUCCUGCUAUGUCGGGUUGAGACGGUAGUUCAUAAAGUAUAGGCGUAUAGCGAGGAAAUGUAUGUUACACAAGACAACGUGUGUGCCAUAGUGAAAGAUAGGAUUAUAUGACGGAAUCGAAAAGGGACAAGUGAGAUAAGCUUUAACAGGAAGCAAAAAGCGAGGAAACUUUCACCGUGGCACGCACCCGUUUCGUUUUCUAUAAGUUAUUUUUUCUUUUGCUUUUCGACCUUCAUCUAUGUAGACAUUAUUAUAGCAAAAGCACCGUGAAGAUUCCACUUUCCGUGAGGUUGAAUAGUUGGACAUAGUUUAUUUAAGGAAUGAUCUUCUUUUAGGAUUUUGAUAUUUUUGUUUACAGUUGAUACUUUACACUCAUGUCAAACAAAGCAUAAUCUCUUUGGAUAAGCUUUUGUUUCGCAAACUAAUAUUCAUUUGUUCUGAUCAAUGCAAAAUUAUUCACAUUUUAGUUUAAAUGUUGUCACAUGGAAACUGGAACUCGGAGCGGAAUGCUAAGCUAUAUGUGUGUCAUUGUAACUACACUAUAGGAAAAGAGUAAACCAAUUAUCAGAUACCAUUACACUCGUAGUAUGUAGUUCAAGAAAAGACACGAAAAAAACAAAAAAAAGUUAAAGUCAUGCAAGUUUAGCGAUGGUGUGUGAUUUCUGCUGCAUAUGGAACAGAUUGAAUGAGCGCGUAUAAGGUUGAGUGUGUGUGACACGUGAGAAAGCGAGAAAGAUGAUCUUGAUUGAGAUGAAAGCAAACGUGAGGCCGAAUGAUCGAUCCAUUGUAUGAUGCGAGGUAUGCGAUGAGUUGUACCAUUUUCUGAUCUAGCGUGUGAGUGCAGUAUGUGAAGAUCGUGUUAUGGUGGGAGCUUCUGAGUAUGAACGAAUGGUUGAGUCAUAGAAAUAUAUGUUGCAGUGUGUAGAUACUACAUCGGAAGUAAAAUGUUGUGUUGCAAUUAGCAAAUCAAUCAGCAAGCUAAAUCUACUAACGAAUCAAUCUGAUGUACAGUUGUUGAAAUUUCUGCAGUAAUCGCACGAUCAAUUAUGUUCAUUUGAAUACCGCAGCUGUUGAUUGGAUCGAGACUUCAAAUAUUCGUGUUCAAUCAAUAAUUUUUUCUUAUACUGGUAAACCACAACAAUUAUUUGGAUAAUCUUUUUCGAAAACACAUCGAACAUUGAUUGAUUGACACUGCAAGCUGCAACCGUAGGAGUCAUAAUAUUUUGGAAAACUACGUACAUGUGUUGGUUCUUCUUUAUAAAAAAAAAAGUUUUGCAUGUAAAGUUAGUGAACUUUUGCAAUGGUUUUUGCAAUACGUUUAGGAACGAUUGUGCGUCUGAAGAAAUUUUUACGACUGUAUGUUUUGAUAACACUGAAUGAUACAAAACCGUUGAAAAUUUGAAUGGGUUAAAAAUCAUUGGAAAUCAUUGUAAGUGAGAGAAUGUAUAGUGGAAUGUUAGCGGUUGGGUGUGUUACAGAGCGAUAAUCGUGCGAUAUAUUGGAACCUAAAAACCAUUGAGAUCGUGUAAACGAAUGAACGUGAUAUUUAGUAUGUUUUACAAUUGAGCGAGAGAGUGUGACUGUUACUAUUGUAUGUAUGAGUGCGUAAGUUAAUUUUUUGUAUGCAGCCAUGUAUGCCUGAGCUAACUUAAAUCAAUGCAGAUUAAUAAAUAAAGCUACGGAAAACCCACAAUUUUCUCAAUAAAAUGCGUGAAUGUCUAGAGGAUGCGCGUGUGUGUGCAAUUGGAUAGUGAAUGUUUAUUUUAGAGUAUUCUAAAUUGCAAUGGGAGUUUAUUAACUUAAAUCGUCUAUGUUAUUUCACAUGCUUAAUGCUUAACGAAAUGAAUGCAAAUGCCAAAAAAAGUUUUUUUUGCCAUAAAACAUCCACAAUACGUUCAUGUGAUUGCUAAUUUAUUUCUUUCUUAGAGAGAUAAUAACAGAUGCAAGUACAGGGUCAUUUAAGUAAAACAUUGAAUAACAAGCGUUGGAAACGUGUUACGGCAGUUGUACGAAAAAGUUAUUGUGAUUUUGCGUAUUUUGUUCUCGCGUUGUUUUUUUUGUUUAGUUCACUGACUAAAAUUCGAUUAGGCAGCAUGAUAUUUUUUAUUGUUUAUGGUUGAGAUUAACUAUCUAUGGAACUCAAUUUUAUUUAAACUAUGAAAUAGGCUGAUGAUGUAUGUAUAUCUUUUUUUUUUGCACAUUUUGGAGUAUUUUAAGCUUGAUUUAUUUUUGAUGGUUAUAAGACAUCCAACGCAUACGACAAUUAGAGAGCGAAAGAAAUUUGAAAUCACUAUUAGCAUUAACAAGAUCGGAUCACUAUUCACAGGUCGUUCAUGAAGGUCUACUGGAGUUGUACAUUUGAAUGAGCUUUACAAAACGAUUUCGUUAAUUGGCAUUUAUUGGCCUGAGAGACGAUGCAUGUGAAUGAAUGAGACUGUACGCCAUUGCGAAUUAAUGUUUCUUUUGGAUAACAAUGUGUGUUUGAGCGGUAGAAAGUAUUGUGUGUGCGAACACAAACCAACUAUAUCAUUAGUAGAUAGUGUCAUGUAAUGUGAAACGAUACAAUAAUAACGCAAGAACGAAAAAUAAUUUAAUUCAUUGCGACCCACGACGACAUGGAGCCGAGUGGUCGAUGGCAAACACAGCAAAAAAGAGAAUCAAAUCUCUUUAAUCAGAACAAACGGAAAUAAAGAAGGAGUGAAACGCUGCUUUUCACAAGGGAUGUAUGUGAACGUGCUAGGAGUUAACCAAAAUACAGAACACAAACAAACGACUGAAUAUACUAGUUUACACGAACGCAACCGAAACGUUAAAUGCACUCAAAAUAGGAAAGUGAAACGCAACAGACGUACAGAAAUGAUGCAGACAAACAUGUUACUCUAAAACUGAUCCCAUUACCAUGUCGAUGAUAAAGUAGUGUAAAUGACGCAGGGACAAUGUUUUUGGGAAAUUCUGUUUUUUCUGCAUUUUGUCACCUGUGAGUAACGGACUGUUAAUAGUUCAAGCAAGCAGGUAAAUCAACCCAUUGGCACCAUGAGAAACGCUACGAGCGACCGUUCAUGCGGAUAUGGAUGGUAGCGGUAUUUUAAAUGUAAUGUAUUUUACUUGUAUUUUAGCUCAAUGCAAAUGCAAAGUUAUUACUGUGAUGCUGUGUAUAAAAUGAAACAAAACAAGCAAAAUCAAAAAAACUAACUGGCACUCUAUUCGGUGACGAUUUAUUGUGUGCAUUGCGAUUAUGACACCAGAGUAUCAAUUCUUUUUUGGUGAAUUGUGAUGAUCAAGUGGAGUUACAAAACAAAAACGAACAGCAAUAGUCACCCAACUAUGUUAGGCGACGUUUAACAUAAAGUAAGCAAGAUCACAAAGGAAAAAACAGACGCGUAUAAUCACUACUUUACUGCGACAAUUUACUCAGGUACCGAUACGGACAAAAAUACAAUGUCUAAGCGCAGGGAAGUGAGUGUGGUUAACAUAUAACAAAUUACAAAUUACAGAAGAGGGAUGAGAAGGUUACAUACAUGAUACCGUACCAACAUUUAUACAAUUGUAAGAGAAACAAUACAAAACAAUGCAAUACUACACUCUACAUACAGUGAGAUAAACAAAACAUUUUUUACUUAACUCAAAACAUCGCACUCCAAAACCCAACAAAGAAGUGAAUGGUAGUAAGAAUAGGUAAACAAAUUAAACAAAACAAAGCCGUGUACAGAAAACACAACAAAUUUCAUCCCAAAUCAACGAUAAAAACGACUUCAUAAUAGUGUAGGACGCACUCCUCUAUUGGUAAGAUAAAUCAAUUAGGAGAAAAUUGAGAAGCUAAAUCGGAGAAUACAAAUUUGGGAUGAAUUUUCUUUUUCUCUUUUCAUUUUCUAUUAUCUUACUAAAAUCAUAUUUUACAAAGUUAUAUAGUAAAGCAUCGAGUAGGAAAUAUGGUAGGAGUUUUGUUUGUCAUUACCGACAAAAGGAGACAAAUGAAUCUGUAAAACAAGAGCCUAGGUGCGAGGAAUUUCUAUCAUCGAUAUCGACUUAAUCAUGAAUUCUUCCAACAGACUGACCGCCAUUUUUGAGCUAAAAUGGAGUGAAAAGUAAAAAAAACGUAAAAUUAAACCAGGGACAAAGACUCUGCUGACCGUUACUUACACAGGCGAAACAUACGCGAAAAAAGAAAGAGAAAGUAGAAAAAUUAGGAAAAACAAUACAUAAAUCAAUACAAAACAUAACGAUGGGUAUCACGAAACGAUAUACAAAGAAAACAAAUUCAUACACCACGUAUUACAAACAUUCACAGUGACCGAAGAUACGAUAACAUAGUCAAAAUCAUGUGAAGUAAAACAGAGGACUUGGGUAGUGAGAGAAUGGUAUCAAAAAUAUGUAAAUUUUUCAUUCUUGCUAAUAUUGUUGUAUCGAAUUGGAAAAAGUGAGACGUAUGAAUGGGAGAUGGGAUGAACGAGAGUAGGAUAAUAUGUGAUCAAAUAUGUUAAAACCUAGCGCAAUGAGACAUAGUUGCGUGAAUAAUGGGUCAAUGUCAAUCCCGAGAAUGAUGUGUGAAAAGAUGUAUGUUUUUGGUUUGUUUUCAGUAACGUAUGAGCGAGUCUUUGAGCAAUUGUGCGAUUCAGAUGUAUAUGUGUGUAAAUUAUAAAAUAAGUUGUUUUAAGUAGAAGCUAAUUUGCAUAAAACAAACAAGAAUAAUGCGCAUAGAACAGAGAGUGAGGUUGAAACAACUCAUCUUUAUUGUUUACGUUGUUAUUUAUGACGAUUGUCCUAAACCCAUCGCCCAUUGGUUUUCACAUAUUUCCUGAUUUCUUUGAAAAGACUUGUUCAUUUUUUUCUAAUUUUAAUCGUAGUUCAAGUUUAAUAGCAGAUCAGAUAAUAGUAGUUUACCAAUGCCAAAUUUAAUCUUGUUUGGAACAAAUGAUGUUCUAGAUCCUCGCUUACUCAUCAGGCACUACAACCGCUUCGCCCGGUCUUGACUUGCCGCAAGAGGCCUCUGUGGCCAAUAUUGAUUUAAAUCAUGUUAUACUUUCCUUAAAUCCUACUCUUCAUUGCUAAAUUGAUUAUAAACAUAUUUCAUUUUUCAACAUGCAGUUACAAAAAAGUGGUUUUUGGAAACUCAAAAACUAGAACCCGUUCCGGUUUUCAAAACAUGCCUUUAAACAAUUAAGUUAGUCAAUAUGUGAAAACAUCUGGCCAAAUUAUGCUGAUAAUUGAUGUUGUGAAUAGGGAUGUUUUGUACGAGACUAGUCGUGGAAUUGAAUGAAUGUGCAAAUGAUAAUGUAUUUUUUGUGUUUCAUCUAACGUAACGUACUAAGUUUAAUGUAUGAUCGCGAUCGAUACGAGCGUGAUAUGUGUAUAGAGAUUAUGUGUACGUAGGACUUUUUGCGAUAUGAUUGUGUAAAUGAGCGUGAGUGUAAAUGCGAACCCUACAGAGGACUUCCUUUGCUGCAAAAUAAAUAAAAAAAAACAGCAAUUCUUAUACAUAAACACAACAACAGGAACUGACUAGGACGGAACAAAGCAGCCAAAGGCGCUGAAAACCAUCCCUACCGAAUGCUGACGGGUACUGGGAGAACACUGGCACAAAGCACACGCAGAGAUCGAACGUGAGGGGGCGGCGUGAUCGUUAUGAUGGGUAUCAUAUGGAUAUGUAUGAUCGAGUUUGAGACUGACCAAAUACACGAAAAGGAGACUAAAAGGAGAGAAGGCGACAGUGGAAUAAAAACAAACCUUCAAAGCACACCAAUUCUAUGCGUUUGCAACACAUACAAAAGGACAAACUACGUUAAUACAAUGUCCGUACGACCAAAGACUUGUUGAAUGAUACGGAGAAUGGACGAACUUACAUUUACCGGGUAGCAAGGUAAGAAAAGCUUUCAAUCAUUAUAUUUAAGCACACGAUCAUCGGCUUUCAAAAAGGAUGAUGCAUCGUUACGAUCGGAAGCUCGGAAAAAGCUCGAACUACUACUACUAGGACGUUUUAGGACUAUUACUACACAACAAUAAACACGCUACUAUUACGAGUACUAAUCAUUACUACUUUACUAUCAUUACACACAACAUUGUGCUGUGAGAGAGUGCUGCGCGAGUACGAGUGGGAAUGAGCCGUCGAGUAUGAAGCGAGGCGUAUGUGUGACAAAUCUGUGAAUAUAAUGCGUAAGUUGUGCGUGCGGGUGCGUAAUGUUUUUCGGCAAGAAAGGAUACGAUGAAUGUAUUUUGCAAGCCCGGGACAGAUUGUACAUUUGAGAAGUGAGUUAUAUUUGAUCGGAUUUGUAUGCGAUAUACGUGCGAUAAUCGAGAAUGUGAAUAUCGAGAGAGAGAGAGAGAGAGAGAGAGAGAGAGACGUAUGUUUAUG